GGAAGGUAGUCAUAGCCCCAACACAGGAAGAGAUGAAGAGUUCAAGAUGAGAAUGGUAUACAGGGGAUGCAGCAGGGACUAGAACAGAAGAUCCACUGGCGUCUUUCUCCCUCAGCUCAAACCCUUGCAUGAUUGUGAUGAAGGAAGAUCUUUUGGGCCUUUUGGCAUAGGGGACUUAUGGGCUUCUGGUAAGACACUGAAGAUGCUUGGCAGUCACCAUUGAAGCUGGGAUAGUGUCUUUCUAGAGUCAAAGCAUCCCUGUUUAUCCAUCUGCCUUCUAGGUCAGAUGUGAGGAUGUGAAGGAACUUAAAGUAUCAGACUGAACUGUGACAUUUCUUCUUUCUUUGCUCUUAAGUCUGGGCUCCAGGAGGGGCUUAAGAAUGGAGACCUUCCUGUCUCUUUCAGCUUGAGUGAGGUAUCUUCGUAAGAAAGCUCUGAGGUCUCAGAGCUAAACUGGGACCAAAGCACCUACAGCACUCUAUAGCUCCAAUUUUAUUUCUAGUAGACUACAUGACCUUGGAACCAUGGACAGAGACUUGAUAAAGCCCAACCCCUGGGACCCUGAUGCUGUUGAAGAGGGUCCUGGGUGGAAAGGGCAUCAUUACUUCUGCUGCAGGCCUAGAACUAUCUUUUCCGCAGAAUACCUGGAUUUUCUUUGAUGGAAGGUACCUGGAUGCAGUGGCACCAUAAGCAGCCGGUUCAAGUCAUCUCCUCACAUCUUCUGGAGGAGAUUCUGGGCUCCAUGAGAAAGCAGGAAGUUCUGAGAGAAGAGGAGUUCAGCCUUGUUCAGGGGGCCAGUUCCCCCACCCAGAAGGUGAAGGUGCUCAUCGAUCUGCUGGCUGGGAAGGGCAGCCGGGGCUCCCCGACUGGACAGGACUUCAUUGAGAAUUCUACUGCCCAGCUCAGCCUCCAUAGCACCAUCUAUGAUUCUGGGAUGCAGAAGCACUUGGAGGUUCUCCUGAGCAAAUAUGGAGUCAGUGUGGACUUAGGUCUCUUGUCAGAGAAAGCUGCCUCAGAAAGAUUGACCAACUUACUGUUAGUGGAAGGCUUGACAGACCUCCAACUAAAAGAGCAUGACUUCACCCAGAUUGAGGCCACUCGGGGCCAGAGGCAUGUGUCCAAAACAAUCCCCCUGGAGCGACUCUUCUUACCUCUCUCCAAAGUCUCUAUUCCUCCCCGGAUCUCUGUGACUGUUGGGGUGGCUGGUAUUGGCAAGACUACGCUAGUGACCUUGUAUGUCUCCAUGUGGGCCCGGCGGGAGAUCAGUAAGGACAUCUCUUUGGUGCUGCCUUUGAAUUUCAGGGAACUCAACGUUUAUGAGAAGCUGUCUGCAGAGAGACUUAUCCGCUCAGCCUUUCCCCAUAUCAGUGAAACAGAGUUGACAUACUUAGGUUCUGGGCAGGUCCUGAUGAUUCUAGAUGGGCUGGAUGAAUUUAAAGUACCUCUGGAUUUUUCCAAUGCGGUGGCUUGCACAGACCCUAAGAAAGAAAUCCCAGUGGACAAUCUUGUAACUAACAUCAUCCGUGGGAACCUCUUUCCAGAGGUUUCAGUCUGGGUGACAUCCCGCCCAACAGCUGCCGGCCAGAUUCCAGGGGGGUUGGUGGACCGGAUGACUGAGAUCCGGGGAUUCAAUGAGUUGGAGAUCCAGAGCUAUUUGAACCAGAUGUUUCCUGAUAGUCGUGACCUCCCUGGCCAAAUCCUGACUCAAGUCCAGGCCAACAAGGCCCUGUAUCUGAUGUGUACUGUCCCUUCCUUCUGCUGGCUGUGUGGAACAGUGCUGGGUUACCUGGUCAGAAAUGGAUUGGGAUGGCAAACCUCAGAGUUGGCUCCUCCAAGGACACUCUCUGAGAUCUAUGCAUGGUACUUCAAGAUGGCCCUGUGUGGGGAGGGACAGGACAAGCUGAGGGAAAGCCCAAGGAUUGAGCAGGCUGUCCACAGUGGCAGGAAGAUGAUGGGCACCUUGGGCCGAUUGGCCUUCCACGGCCUCCUCAGAAAGAAGUAUGUGUUUUAUGAACAGGACAUGAAAGCUUUUGGUGUUGACCUCCCCCUUUUACAGAGCAGUUUGUGCGGCCACUUCCUCCUGCAAGAAGAGACCCCAGCAUCCUCUGCCUACUGCUUCAUCCACCUCACCUUGCAAGAGUUUGCAGCUGCUGCCUAUUACUAUAGUGCAGCCAAGAGGGCGAUCUUUGACCUCUUCACAGAGAGCCGCAUGUCCUGGCCCAAGCUUGGCUUCCUCACCCACUUCAGGAACGCUGUGCAGCGGGCACUCCAGGAGGACAACGGGCAGUUGGAUGUGUUUUUACGCUUCCUCUCAGGUUUCCUCUCCCCACAGGUCAACUCCCUGCUGGCCGGCUGGUUCCUAGGGCGGGAUGAGCACAGCAGCUACCGGGCCCAGGCUGUAGCUCACCUGCAGGGCUACCUCAGGGCUGAUGCCUCUAUCUCCUCCCGCACUGUGAAUACCCUACGGUGCCUGCAUGAACUGCAGCACACAGAGCUGGCCAGGAGUGUGGAGGAGGCCCUGAAGAGUGAGAGCCUGGCUGGGCUGCUGGACCCCAUGCACUGCUCGGCUCUGGCCUACCUCUUACAGGUCUCUGAGGUCUGUGCCCAGGAGACCAACCUUACCAGGUGCCUCAACUAUGCCAUCCUCAAGAGCCUGCUGCCCCAGCUCCUCUACUGCAGGAACCUCAGGCUAGAUAACAACCAGUUUCAAGACAAUGUGAUGGAGUUGCUGGGCAGUGUACUGAGCAGCAAGGAUUGUCAUAUUCAGAAGAUCAGCUUGGCUGAGAAUCAGAUCCACAGCAAAGGGGCCAAGGCUCUGGCCAGAUCCCUCCUGGUCAACAGAAGUCUGACUGUCCUGGAUCUUCGAAGUAAUUCCAUUGGACCACAAGGAGCUAAGGCCCUGGCAGAUUCUUUGAAGAUUAACCGGGUCUUGGUGUCUCUGAGCCUCCAGAAUAAUGCCAUUAAGGACGACGGUGCCAAGUUCAUCGCAGAUGCCCUGAUGGUGAACCACAUGCUCUCCGUGUUGCACUUACAAAAGAAUGCCAUUGGCCCUCCUGGAGCCAAGCCGAUUGCAGAUGCCCUAAAGAAGAAUGGGACCCUGAAGGAACUCAUGUUUUCUAGCAACAGUAUUGGAAAUGACGGCUCCAAAGCUCUGGCAGAGGCACUGAAGGUGAACCAAGGUCUUAUCACCCUGGACCUUCAAAGCAAUUCCAUCAGUGAUGCUGGGUUGGCUGCCUUGACACGUGCUCUCUGCUCAAAUCAGACUCUUCUCAGCCUUAACCUCCGAGAAAACUCCAUCAGCCCAGAGGGAGCUCUGGAGAUCGCAAGUGCUCUGCGCAGCAACCAGGCCCUCCAGAACUUGGACCUGACAGCCAAUCUUCUCCAUGAUGAGGGCACGCAGGCCAUUGCAGCAGCGGUGAAAGAGAAUCGAAUCCUCAGAACCCUCCAUUUACAAUGGAACUUCAUCCAGGCCAAAGCUGCCAAGGCCCUGGGCCAAGCACUACAAUUCAACCAAAGCCUGACCAGCUUAGAUUUGCAGGAAAAUGCCAUAGGAGAUGAAGGCGUGAUGGCCCUCGCCAGGGCACUGAAGAUGAACACAAGCCUCACAGCUCUCUAUCUUCAGGUGGCAUCUAUUGGUGUGCUUGGGGCCCAAGCCCUAGGUGAGGCCUUGGCUGUGAACAGGACCUUGGAAAUUUUGGACUUAAGAGGAAACUCCAUUGGGGCAGCUGGAGCUAAGGCCAUGGCUAAUGCCCUGAAGACAAACCCCAGUCUCCGGAUGCUCAAUCUUCAAGAGAACUCCUUGGGAAUGGAUGGAGCCAUCUGCAUUGCCACCGCACUGUCCAGCAACCACGGACUCCAGCAUGUGAAUCUUCAGGGAAACCACAUUGGAGAAUCAGGUGCCAGGAUGAUCUCAGAAACCAUCAAGACAAAUGCCCCAGAUUGUAUUGUUGAAAUGUGAGCCACAAUCUCUGAUGGAACUUUCUCGUGCAGUAAGCAGAACAGGGAAGAAACCAAGCAGGAAGUCUGAACGCUAAGAAAUUAUUAAAACAAGUGAUAGCCUGAAGGUCAGUGGCAUGGUAGUUCUAGCAGGAAGGAGCUUAUUGAUCCUCUGGAAGAAAUUUCAAAGAGAGGUCAUCAUCUACCUCCAAAACUGAGCACCAGUACAGGAAUAGCAAUGAUUGAUAACCUGCAUAAGCAGGGUAAAUUCUUCUAUGGAUGGAUUCCAGGAUAUAGACCUUGUGAUUAAGGGUUCAGCCACUGGAACAACAGAGGAAGGUGGUUGGCCAUAGGUAAAUAGCUGUUUAUAAGGCCAUUAAAAGUAUCAACCUGACUUGUGUAACAGAGGAAACGUUCCUUGGUUCUUCCAAGCAACACACGUCGCUAAGAAGUCACAAUUCCUCAAGAACCGUGGAAAAACUGGGGAGGGGUGUGUUUCGAGAUGGUUUAAGUUGUGGGGCUCUGGAGAUGGAAAAACUAAAAUGGUAUUUUCAUUUCUCCAAGUUUUCCACCACGCCAGCACUAAGCAAAUUAUUCCUCAAUGACAAACAUAGGGGUCCUAGUAUACUAGACUGCAAACUCAGUAUGUCAGCAGUGUGAUGUGGCAACAGGAAAAAAAAAAAAAGCUGAUGUGAUUUUGUUCUGCUUAUUAGCAGAACAAAGGUGGUAGUAAUCCUAAUGUAUUAUGGGCCAGAUAAUAUCUGGAGUAUUCAACCAAGUUCUUGGUGCCCCAUUUUAUAAGGUAUAUAGAUCAUUUAAAACAUGUCCAGAGCAGAGCAACCAGGAUGGUGAAGGUAAAAAAAAAUACCUUUCAGGUCUUUUUUUAGGUCCAGAUCUGUGAUUUCAUCAGUGUGGACAUUUCUGUGAUUUCAUCUUAGUGUGGAAACUCCUUCUACCAAUGCAGAUCUACAACUAACUCAUUUGUAACUUAAAGCCUUAGAGAGAACCUUUCUGGAAGUCUUUCAGAUGAACUUCUUUCAGUGGCCAAAAGGGUCUUCACCUUAGCUAAUGUGCUAGGCUUGUUGGUUUGGAGAAAUAUUGCCUCCAUUUUUGCUUUUUUGUUUCCAGUGCUCCACAGGUAAACCACCGAUUGCUUUGUCACUAAACCCUCUCUCAUUCCUCCUAUUAAAAUGCCAUACUGAGAGCAGGUAAAAGACAAGGGCAUGUUUUGCUCAGAGAAGAUUUGGAGAGCAGGGAGAUAUGGUUUCUGUCUUUAUCCCAAAGUAGACAGAUUCCAUUUGUUUUUGCUUGGCUCUGAAGGAUAGAACCUGGCACCAAUGAAUGAAAGCAUAUAGGAAAAACACAACAAAGCACAACAAAGAUACUUUCUCACAAAUGAAACCGUCUAAAAAUGGAAUGGGCUGCCUUAAGGGAUAGUGCACUGUCUGUUAGUGGAGAACUUUAAGAGGAGGAGAAGACUAAUUCUCCAGCUAGGGACUGGACUAAAUAACCCCUCUUCUACAAUCCUAUAAUUUUGAUCUAACACACUAUGGGAACGUGUUAAAAUAUAAUGAUAUAAUGAAAAUCUGUUGGGCCUCAGUAGACCACAAAUGCCACUAGGAAACCUCUAUACCAAAGGCAGUGGGUCUAUCAAAAAACAUUAAUUCCCACAAAUGGUGGUGCUGCUGAAAAAAAAAAUCAGAUAAGACACCACAGAUCUUACCAAUCAAAUCAAUGAGAAUGACUGUGUAUGAAGACUAUAAAAUGAUAAUCAUUUUUAGUUUGAACAGGAAAUCAUUAGGGCUGUAAAAUUCUUUAUAGUAAGUACAAAAAAUGUGCCAGCCUGCUCACACUUCCCUAACUGCCUCUUUCUCUGAAAGGACACUGGUAUUACAGGCAACAAGGUUCUUUUUACAACGAAGUUGGCAGAAAAUGGUACUUAGGUCUUCAAAGUUUAUCAUAGUUUAGUUUAAGACAUCAGGCUAUAUAAUGUCAAACCUGGCCAGGAAACCCUAAUAUUCAGCCAUCUCUUCUUUUCUCCAUGUGGCAUUCUUUAAAAAAUUAUUUUAUUGAUACAUUUUGUUUUGCUAGAACAAUUCCAAAAACAAUUAUAACCAUGUAAUCUUAAAAAUGGUUAAGCAAAACUGUCUAACACAGCUUUUGGGACCGAUAGCACAAGUAACAUUUUGUUUCUAUAAUUCACCAUUAACAAAAAGAAGAAAGUGUGCUCUAACAUCAGGCAUCUGGAAUCAACAUUGGUUAUGUUUCAUAUGAAUCCUUCAUAGUCCUCUUUCCUUACAGUACAAAAAUAUUUUAUUAUGAUCAUAUACCACAGUUUGUUUAUCCAUUCCCCAAAUGAUGAGCAUAUAAUUUAUUACUAGCUUUUUGCUACUAUAAAGAAUGCUAUGAAUAUUUGAGUACCAAUGGGAUCUUUCGAUGACUUCCAAGAAUAAACUGAAUAUAAACCCAAUAAUGGGAUUGCUGAGCCAAAGGGAUAUGGGUAGUUUAUAACUUUUUCUUGCAUAAUUCUAAAUAUUUCACCAGAAGGGUUGAAUUAAUUCACAGCUACACUAAUUGUUAUCAGUGUGUCUUUCUUCCUACAGCCUAAUAAUAAAGUGAUUAUUUUCAUUUGCUACCAUCUUUGGCAGUCUGAUGGUUGGGAGGAGAUACAUCAGUUGAUGCUAUACACAAAAUUAUAUUUUAUUAUUCUCUUUUAUCAAUUCCUUUCCUUUCUUUCAAGGCUUCUCUGGACCAUUAAGUUAAUCUCCAGAGAAAUGUUUUAAGGAAUUGCUCCUAAAUGCAGAAACUAAUCUUUGAUAAUCAGCUGGCCCAGGAGAAAUAAACCAAUGCCUUCACUUCAUUAGAAUAAGAGUUCUUAAGUUUGCAUAAAAGAUAUGAUAAAAAAUAAACCCAGUGCUUAUGUAGUCAUUUAAAAAUAAAAAUCUUUUCUUUUCCUGAGCAACUGGUAUAAACACAACAAAUUAUUCUGUAUGAUACUUGCAAAUGUGAAUCAUCUAGGUAAUAUGAUUUUUAUAAGAAAUUAUAUACAGUAUAGCAAUGCAGACCAACAGCCUGAGAAGGAAAAAAGUUAGUCUGAGUAUACUCUCGGUCCCAGCACAUUGGGUCCCUAAAGGCACUAGCAUGUUCCCUGCUAUCUCUUAUUUUUUUUUAAUUUUUUAAUUUUUAAUUUUUAUUUUUUUUCCUGCUAUCUCUUAUAAGCUAAGGAAUUCAUUCACAUCCCAGUGCUCCUAUCAGUGUAACUAACAUGCCAUGCUUCAUCUACAAAGAUGUCAAUGCUGACUUACCAUCACUUAAGACAUUUGUUUUUGAGUUGUUUUUCCUAUAGUAAAGUUGUGGCAAACAUCACACAGUUGUUGAUUGACUGGAGUGAAUUCAAUUCAACAAGUAUCUAUUUAGCAUCAUUUAUGUGCAAGACACUGUACCAGGCAAAAAUGAGAAUGUCCCUGUCCUCAAGCAGCUUAUUAUAUUCUACUGGAAUGUACUGUAGCUAUGAACAAAGCAAAACUAAUUGGCCCAACAAGCAUCACAUUCACAAUACUGGUCUCAUCAGCUUCACAUCCUAACUAUACUUGUAUGGCUGAUAGGUUUGUUAUAAAGAAUAACACACUAUUAUUAUUAUUUAAAAAUGCUCUGAGUUUUUCCCAUGGAAGGGUAGUAGGUUUGUUAUAAAGAAUAACACACUGUUAUUACUAUUUAAAAAUGCUCUGAGUUUUUCCCAUGGAAGGGUAUUACUCAGGUAGGUAAAUAGUAUUACUAUGGGUUUCACAGUUACAGCUAAGGAUUUUUAAUAUUGGUGUCAACCUAUGGAUUUAUCUUAAUGGAUAUCUUGUUAAAGACUUUGUUUUUUACGCUCCUUGAAAAAAAAAGCUCCAUAGAGAA
Messenger RNA from Vombatus ursinus (common wombat), 7836 nucleotides. RefSeq names its product NLR family CARD domain containing 3 (gene NLRC3). The coding region runs from base 659 to 3958 and encodes 1099 amino acids. The transcript is spliced from 20 exons. Gene Ontology annotation, molecular function: protein binding. NCBI's taxonomy places the organism in Eukaryota, Metazoa, Chordata, Mammalia, Diprotodontia, Vombatidae. The record is from RefSeq and is a predicted model, not a curated record. Gene Ontology annotation, biological process: regulation of apoptotic process; negative regulation of canonical NF-kappaB signal transduction. Gene Ontology annotation, cellular component: cytosol.